GUCGUUGAGGUCUCCGGGUUACCCCGGCUCAGACACAAUGCGAUGUGUCAGCUGCCGACUUUGUGAUACUCCUGCUUCAUGCCGACUCGGUUCUCUACGGCGUCCCCCUUUUAAACCGAUCGGCGUUUUUUGGUUUCCCAAUUUCACAUUUGGCCAUCUGUCAACGAUUUGUCUGCCUGCACGCAGCCAUUACUGAGCGAAUGGCGAAGGGCACGUUAGAAGCUCUCACACACCGAUCCACUCCGCGAUAGGAAAGCAGCGAAAUAGUUUCAGCUCGUUCUGCUCUCGGCGGAUGGACAGGAUCGUUGUCCUGCACCGCCUUCGUGGUCAGAAACGACACAGAUCGUGCAUGGUAGUAAACAAACUCUUUUGAGUCCGCCUCGAUGUGUGUGUGCACGGUUAUUUCCUCACCACCACCACAAGUGUUGAGAAAAGUAGGAAAUUUGUUGGCCUAAAGGAGUAGAUUCCCUUGUAAACACAGGCCCACACUGCUUUCAGGAUUCAGCAUAUCACUGUAUUUCAAGAAAAACUCUCACCUGACUGACUCAGCUACCCCUGAGGCAUGUUGUGUUAAAGAAACACCUAUGCAGGUGGAUCCUACACUAAUGAAUGUAGGGGAUGGAGGCACGGUGAGCAGAGAGAUCAGUGCUCCAAAUAAAGCGUCUGCUAGUAUGGUGGGAAAUCCCCCCCAGACGCUCCCCCCUGAGUUUAGAGGAGAUGUUACCCUCAGUCAGCAAAACAAGACCCCCCCAACAACAGACUGUAAGACAGCAAAAGCCUGCCUGGACACUAGCAAUUACAACCACAGCCCUGAGCUUUCUCCACCUCAGCAGCCCAACAAUGCACCAACGUCUGGCUCAGCCCUCAGCGGCUCAGAGAAGAGGGCAGACAAAAGGGCAGAGGCCCCUAAACUCAAGGCUGAUGGUGCCGGGGUCUUCCCCACUCCUCAGUGGUCAAGUGGCAUAAAAGUCGGCUGUGAGGACUCACUCAACCCCUGUCACAGCAAUGUGGCAUCCAGUAAGAAAUCACUACCGCAAACACAAUCUGUGCAAAGUGUUCCGCCUGGAUUUCAGUGCUCCACCAUGUUUAAACCAGUCCAGCCUGUUGCCUUCCUUCCCUCCACUAAUUUUCCCUCUCCACUUUGUAAAAUUACUCUUCCACCAGCAUUGGGUCAGAUUGCAGCAUUGCGAGAAGCCACAGCCAGCCAGUUUCAGAAAGAAAUUCAGCCUCAAAGCUCAGGUGUCGGUGGGACACCUCUCAUGCGGACCUAUCCCUAUCCGUUCUCGGUGGGCCGGACUCCAGCUGCAGAGAAAAAAGUCGGCACAUCAUCGUCAAAGCUCAAAUCUAAUCAUUCAUCUAAUAAGAAUGCCAAAUCUGUGGGAGAGCAUAAAUCUUUAGCCUCAGUGGUAGCCUCACCAGCUAUUGCCCUACCGUUGCAGCACCCGUCAUUAACUCCUGCAGCACCCACCCGCUACACGCUGUCUCCCACUGCUGCCAUUUGCUGUGGCUCUGCACUUGCCAGCAUCACCUCUCAGAGCAGACUGCUGAACCAUGUGGAGAAAACCAACAGCAUAGACAAGACAACCAUGGGUUCUCUUAAAACGACACCUCCCUCUGCUUCAGAGGAUCACACAGCUUGUUCUGUUGAACCGAGAGAUGUUCCUCUUGAUUUGUCUGCUAAAUCAAAACGUCCUAAAUGCAUAAACGACACUCCAGUUACGAUGAUGGAGCCUCAUAAUAAUGAGUCAAAUCCGAGAGAUUUUCUGAACUCAAAGAGGGCUCAUUCUACAACUUUCAGCUCAGCUGUGCAAUACCCUAUCUUACCCAACACCCACAGAAAUGGGUCCCAUCAAAAGCAAAUAAACAGGCCUCAGAAUCACCAGGUCCCAGAGCCCAAACCAACCUGGGGCAAGGGAUCUUCCCAAGACUCCAUAAAAAACAUCCCCGGAACUUAUGUAGGCGUGGCUAGCCCCAUACUGGCUUCUACUCUACGAGGAAAAGAUGGAAAAGGAACUUUUGCAGAUGAAUUUCAGAGUUUUGCAAAGCAGGAGUUUAUAUCUAUAAUUGACCAAGGAGAACAUCUUGCCUCAGGAGGAAAGAAGCUCUCCUGUCUGACGAAGGGCAACCAACAUACUCACAACGUCAAGCAUGUUAAAAACACCAGCACAGCCAUAACUAAGAACUGUCCCUCUAAAGGAGCGCUAACCACGGCCCUUUCUAGCUCUGCCAAUGCUCAGACUCAUCAGAAACUUGGAACUGGCAAAACAGCGGUGUCAUACUCGACCACUGUUGUCAAUCCAGCUUGGCCGCAGCAAUCUCAUCUUCCGCAUCAAGCCUUGUCUGUUCAGAGAAAGAUCACACAAGGAUCUCCAAAGACCAAGGGCACCACCGCUACUGAAGGAUGUAAGUUUCAGAGUGCCCAUCACAGCCCGUCCAAACCUGAGGAAGAUAAGUGGGAGAGGAUGAAGUCUCCGCUGUCUAACCUUGCGUCCAUCGUGAAGCAGCAAGCUCUUGAAGCAACAUCACUGACAUGCGAGGGCAAUAGUCAAGCCUCACCUGUUGCAUCAAGAAAAGCUGAUGUUCUGAAUCCGCUCACUGGGAGCCAAGACACCCAGUCCAAAACUACAUCUGCUUUUGAAUACCCAACAUACUGGUCUGGUCACCAGAAAUGGGCUGGUGUGCCUUCUCAAGGGGAUUCAACUCAAGCUUUGAAGAGGCACGAAAAGGGGAAUGCCACUGAGCCUUUGGAGAAUAAUACUGAAUUAAACACCAGCCAGGGAGAACACAUGGGAGUACAAGCAAAGCAAGGCUUCUCAAAGCCUGCUGGCCAGUCUCCUCUCUUUGGGAGCAAUGCAUCAACAAAUGGGAACAGGAUGGAGAGCAAACUAGCCCAGGUGUUGGAGGGGGAGACACUGAAGAAAGAAAGUGGGCCGUCAGACGGGGCUCCCAGUGAAAAAUUGGAAGGCAUUGUUGCGUCUAUUCUUACGGGCCAGUGUGCAGCGGGAGGCGACAAGUUUGAGAAGAAAACAAACGGAACCAAAGAGGAGUCGCCAACCAAAGCUAAAGCUGCUCCCGUCAAACAAAAGAAAACCAGUCCUAAGAAGCCAGCGAAGGAGAAGUUACCACCGGACUUGUCAAAGAAGUCUGCAGGGAAGAAAAAGCAAGACACAGAAAAAACAACAAAAGUGUCUUGUCAAAAGAAGCAGAAGAAACAAUCUGCACCUGUGCUGGAGCAGAGUCUAUCAGCGGGGAAACUUUCUCCAGCAAGUAAAGAGACGACUCCGAGGGACAAGAACAGUCCCAACAAGGUUGAGCAACCAACCCGCAACAAAUCAGUUACAGAUAGCAGCAGUCCUCCGAGUGAAGCGACUCCAGAGUCUCUCAAUCACUCCGCUGUAUCCAGUAAGGAGACCGACACUACAGGGAGCUCCUUCCCGAGACUGAGGAGAGGACGCCGGCGAGCCGAUGAGGCUCGACUUGACCUGUGGGGCUUUGCAACGCCCUCCCCUCCACCCCCACAAAUGCCUCCUCCCCCAGUUUCCCCUUCACCCCCCGUGAUGCCCACCCAACCCGCCCGCCGUCCAAGAGGGAGGCCUCGCUCCAACCCCCUGCCGGAGCGUGUGGUUCAGGGUAAGGGCAAGACGGCCGGCGCAGACGGUGACACGCCUGCUUCUAAGAAACGCCGGCGGUGUCGUAGCAAAAAGUACCAGACCGGGGAAUACAUCACAGAAAAAGACAAGCUGGAAGACGGAGAGCGCACCGAAGAACCUGACUCCCAGAGACAGGACAGCGGAGUCCCAGCAGAUCCACAGGUGGAUCAGUGUCCGAGUCCUGCUGCCUGCAGUCCAGAGACCCCUCCACGGAGACCCUCCUUCACUCGCUCCGGGACAGUCCGCUACCAGGAGAGCAAGGUCUCUCCAGAGUGCAACGACAAGCCUUCAGGGAAGAGGAAGUUCAAAAGCAAACACCUCAGUGACAAUGAUGAGCUGAAGAUCAAGACCAAACGCGGCAACUUGGGCAAGCGUGCUGCUUCGCUCGCUCUGGAUGGCGACCACGCUGAUGUUAAAAGAACAGAAAGCCCCCCACCCACUCCCAAAAGUUUGCCCUCAUCUCCAUCCAAUAAGAAAGGCCCAUCAGGGAGAAGCAGCGGCUCAGAAUCUCCACCCAAGAGGCCCGUUCCUCCGGAGGUCCGUCGGCUGAUUGUCAAUAAAAAUGCCGGAGAGACUUUGCUGCAGCGUGCUGCACGCUUGGGCUAUCAGGAUGUAGUUCAGUACUGUCUUGAAAAGGACAUCAGGGAGGUCAACCGGCGUGAUAAUGCCGGCUACACAGCCCUCCACGAGGCGUCCUCUCGAGGCUGGACCCAGAUUGUCCAGAUGCUGCUGAAACACGGCGCUGAUGUCAACUGUAGCGCCCAGGACGGCACACGGCCGCUCCAUGACGCAGUAGCGAGUGACAACCUCCCAAUCGUCUGGCUGCUCCUGAACCACGGAGCAGACCCGACUCUGGCCACCUACUCGGGACACACACCGGUCAAACUGGCUCACAGCCCGAGCAUGAAGACCUUCCUCACAGAAUAUUUCACAGACCUGGAAGGCCGCAAAGAAGUAGAUUCCAGUUUACCCUGGGACUUCUACAGCAGCUCCCUGUUCGAGACCGACCAGGAGCCGUGCUGGGACUUCCUGCUGUCUGAGCAAAAUCAGGAGCUGGAGGACGACACAACAGGGAAAACUGAGCCAGACUCAGACAAAGACUGCCUUCUGUUUGAGUUCUCCUCUGAGCCGCUCUUACCCUGCUAUCAUGUUCAGGUGUCAUUAACCCAGGGCUUUUGCAACUGGUUCCUCCUGACGGACGUCCUGAAGCGCCUGAAGAUGUCUGCGCGGAUCUUCCGGGCGCGUUACCCUCACCUGGAGGUGGUGAGUCUGUCCCGCUCGGAGCUCUGCAAGCAGGUAUCGAUCAGCCAGGUGAGCUCCGCUCUGGUUUCACCUUACAAAGGCAAAAACAAGGAGGAGGAGAAGGAGGAGGAAGAAGAGGGACUUGUGGAUCUGGUGCGAUGUGUACCAGAGCUCCAGAGACUACUGGGCUCCUCCAUUCACAUCCUGCAGGAGGACGAGGAGGACGAGGAGGAGGAAGACACACUGACAAACACAGGGAAGCCUCGCAGCCGAUAGCCUCUCUUUCACCGUGCAAAACCUGAGUCCUUCCCUGCAAGCAGCAGCUGAAAGGAAACCUCUCCGUCCGACGUAACGAGGGUCUUAGCGACAGUAAUGACACUCCACCGAUAACCUUUGACCUCACACAGAAGGUGAUUAAGUGAUCACAAGGACCUGCACGCGGGAGUGGUCGGUGCUGGAAAGCAGCUUUCAGGUUCCUCUCUAUAGGUAUAUUUGAAUACAUGAGAACUAUUGAGCAAACCUUUUGUAUUGAUUAUGUAUGUACAUGGUAGUGUAUAUGUAUAUCUUGCCAUCAGGGUUUAAACAUUUGGUUAUAUAAAUGUAUUCUUGUGGCAAAGGAUGAUACUGUUUAGGACUUUUUGUUUUAUUCUGGAGGGAAAGUGAUAUUUUUUUUUUCGACAGGAGAUAAUCCAAGACUUUUAUCUUGGUGAACUCUUAAGUCAGGGAGGCCAGUGGCCCAGACGGUUCCUCUGUCAACCUUGGAGACCCGGAGACCUGCAGAGAAAAAGAGCAGCGGCACAUAAUUUUCACACAUAAUCACUUCCUCGUCUCUCCUCUGUUUCAUUUUUCACUUCAUCAUCCUCGAUAGAUCAUUACUGGACGGACCUAGUAGCCUACCAUGUUUAUUUGUCCUCACAGCGCAGAGGUGGCGUCCCUGCUUGCAGUAUGAAAUAAUGUCUUUUUGGACCUUGAGAUUGAGAGUUUGUUUACAGAAGUGGACAGAUAGUAGAGUUCUCCGCUCCCUGGGUUGCACUCCUCCUCCUGAACUGAUACAGAAUCCUGUGGAUCUCUCUCAGAGGAAAGGUCGAACCAUCUGUGGAGUCCCGGGGCGGCUCCUGGGUCGCCCUCUUAACUGCAGCCACGUCCCCAUAAGGUGUUCCCAGAUCCCAGAGUGCUUUGUGUUGCAGUGUUUUCUUUACACUGUUUGUUGUGCUUAAUUUAAUAGUCAUUAAUAUAUUUGACCUCUUGUGUAUCUGACAAGCCUAUCUAUGAGAAAAAAUUGCUUUGUAUGGUUGGUGCUUCAUUUUGAAAUGUACUUAUUAGGAACCCUUUAUUCCGAGAUUUCCUCCCUCAUUCAAGAACAGUAUUUCAAAAAAAAAAAAAAAAAAAAAAGCUAAAGUACAGUUUUAUUGUACUGGUGCUAAGACAGAUUUUGUGUUGACAAUCAAUGAUGUUUUGGUUUGAAGUCACAAACUAAUAAAAGAUAUUUAAGAUGAAGAGACUAAAGGUGUAAAGAAAAGUAUAGUUUGGUUAAAGAAAACGGGAAACGGCAGGGCUGAAAGACUGAGCAGUGUGUGAAGAGCCUUUUAUUUGAUUCUUUUAUAAGAAAUCAACAAGAAUAAAGCAUGAUUGUGAAUCAUAGUUAUUAUCUCUUUGUUUUGUCAAUUGGAUUAUUAUAAUGAGAGCAGAAUUGAAUAUACAGGGCAGAGCUGUCCCUCAGGGGUAUUUCAAAUUAUCCAUUCUGCCUCAGAUAUUUUACUUAAUAAAUGUUUUUCUUCUUAAAUCACAGAAAAUGUCCCUGUAGCUGGGGGAAAAAAAGUUUUAAUAUUCAAAAACAAAGCAGCUUUGUUCUUGCUGGGUACC
Messenger RNA from Centropristis striata (black sea bass), 6755 nucleotides. RefSeq names its product BCL6 corepressor-like 1 (gene bcorl1). The transcript has 12 exons. The coding region runs from base 585 to 5168 and encodes 1527 amino acids. Gene Ontology annotation, molecular function: transcription corepressor activity; protein binding. Gene Ontology annotation, cellular component: nucleus. Lineage: Eukaryota; Metazoa; Chordata; Actinopteri; Perciformes; Serranidae. Gene Ontology annotation, biological process: negative regulation of transcription by RNA polymerase II. The record is from RefSeq and is a predicted model, not a curated record.